This is a messenger RNA of Ailuropoda melanoleuca (giant panda), 408 nucleotides long. Its product is annotated as 60S ribosomal protein L32-like. Gene Ontology annotation, molecular function: structural constituent of ribosome. NCBI's taxonomy places the organism in Eukaryota, Metazoa, Chordata, Mammalia, Carnivora, Ursidae. Gene Ontology annotation, biological process: translation. The transcript has a single exon. Gene Ontology annotation, cellular component: ribosome; cytosolic large ribosomal subunit. The record is from RefSeq and is a predicted model, not a curated record. Bases 1 to 408 code for a protein of 135 amino acids.
AUGGCUGCCUUAAGACCUCUUAUCAAACCGAAGAUACUCAAGAAAAGAACCAAGAAGUUCAUUCGUCACCAGUCUGAUCGUUAUGUUAAGAUUAAGCGAAAUUGGCGUAAACCAAGGGGUAUUGAUAACCGAGUUCGCAGGAGGUUUAAGGGACAGAUUCUGAUGCCCAACAUUGGUUACGGUAGCGAUAAACGGACCAAGCACAUGUUACCGUCUGGAUUCCGCAAGUUUCUGGUACACAACGUGAAGGAACUGGAAGUGCUCAUGAUGAGUAACAAGUCUUUUUGUGCAGAGAUCGCCCACAAUGUUUCAUCCAAAAACCGCAAGACCAUCGUAGAGAGGGCUGCUCAGCUCGCCAUCAAACUCACAAAUCCAAACGCCAGAUUGCGCAGCGAGGAGAACGAGUAG